Messenger RNA from Pygocentrus nattereri (red-bellied piranha), 9539 nucleotides. It is a transcript of the gene ank1b, whose product is annotated as ankyrin 1, erythrocytic b. The coding region runs from base 305 to 6082 and encodes 1925 amino acids. Gene Ontology annotation, molecular function: protein binding. Gene Ontology annotation, biological process: signal transduction. The transcript has 43 exons. Lineage: Eukaryota; Metazoa; Chordata; Actinopteri; Characiformes; Serrasalmidae. The record is from RefSeq and is a predicted model, not a curated record.
CGUGACUGGUUGUGUGCUGGGAGAGAGAGAGAGUGGAGGAGGGGGGAGGGGAAGGCUCGUGCGUGGAUGAGAGGCAGGCGGCAGGAGCAGCAGCUCUUUUGUGGCGCGCGCUGCUGGGGACUAGCCCGCGAGCAGCAGGGCGCUCUGUCCAGCCAGGCGCGCGCAGCGCCGCCAUCUCCAACACACUGGCAGCCGCAGGGACUGGGACAGCGACAGCAGGGACAGUGACAGGGUCAGGGAGAGAGACAGGGACGGAAACCUCCUCGGCCAGGCGCGCUCACGCGGACACGGGCGCAGCGGCACCAUGGCGCAAGCCGCCAAGCAGGUACGCAAGAACAGGGACCUAGCGGAGGCAGCGGCCCAGGAGCAGCGCGAGAAGGAGGAGGAGAAGAUCAAGAAGAGGAACCGCUCGAGGGACCGCAGGCGCAAGGCGGAUGCAGCGACCAGUUUUUUGCGUGCUGCGCGCUCAGGUAAUCUGGAAAAGGCUCUGGACCAUAUCAAAAACGGAAUAGACAUCAACACAGCCAAUCAGAAUGGACUUAACGGGUUGCACUUGGCUUCGAAGGAAGGCCAUGUUAAGAUGGUGCUGGAGCUGCUGCACAAUGGGAUUGAACUAGAGAGCACCACAAAGAAAGGGAAUACUGCCCUACAUAUUGCUGCUUUGGCUGGUCAAGAGAAAGUUGUCGCUGAGCUAGUCCACUAUGGUGCCAAUGUCAAUGCUCAGUCUCAGAAAGGUUUCAGUCCCUUAUAUAUGGCAGCACAGGAGAACCACUUGGAAGUAGUGAAAUUUCUUUUGGAGAAUGGAGCCAAUCAGAGCCUUCCAACUGAGGAUGGCUUCACGCCACUGGCCGUGGCUCUGCAGCAGGGCCAUGAGAAUGUGGUGGCUCUCCUCAUUAACUAUGGCACCAAAGGCAAAGUGCGCCUACCUGCUCUCCAUAUCGCCGCCCGCAACGACGACACACGCACCGCAGCUGUGCUGCUGCAGAACGACCCCAACCCUGAUGUCCUCAGCAAGACUGGCUUUACUCCUCUUCACAUUGCAGCACAUUAUGAGAAUUUGAGUGUUGCACAACUCCUUUUGAACAGAGGAGCCAAUGUGAACUUCACACCUAAGAAUGGCAUCACUCCACUGCAUAUUGCUGCCAGAAGGGGGAAUGUGAUCAUGGUUCGUCUGCUCUUGGACAGGGGGGCUCAGAUAGAUGCCAGGACGAAGGAUGAGCUGACCCCGCUGCACUGCGCAGCCAGGAAUGGCCACGUGCGGGUCAUUGAGAUCCUCCUGGACCAAGGAGCGCCCAUCCAGGCCAAAACUAAGAAUGGCCUGUCUCCCAUCCACAUGGCAGCGCAGGGAGAUCACAUGGACUGCGUGCGGCAGCUAUUGCAGUACAACGCUGAGAUCGAUGACAUCACUCUGGACCACCUGACGCCGCUGCAUGUGGCAGCGCAUUGUGGCCAUCACCGCAUGGCCAAGGUGUUGCUGGACAAGGGAGCCAAGGCCAAUGCUCGAGCCCUGAAUGGCUUCACUCCUCUACACAUUGCCUGUAAGAAGAACCAUAUGCGCUCCAUGGACCUCCUGCUCAAGCAUUCAGCGUCUUUGGAGGCAGUGACUGAGUCUGGUCUUACUCCACUCCAUGUCGCUUCAUUUAUGGGGCACCUUAACAUAGUGAAGAGCUUGCUGCAGAGAGGAGCUUCCCCUAAUGCAUCUAACGUGAAAGUGGAGACUCCUUUGCACAUGGCUGCUCGAGCAGGUCACUGUGAAGUGGCUCAGUUUCUGUUGCAGAACUCAGCCCAGGUGGAUGCUAAAGCUAAGGAUGAUCAGACUCCACUUCACUGCGCAGCACGAAUGGGCCAUAAGGAGUUGGUGAAGCUGCUGUUGGAACAUAAGGCCAGUCCUGACUCAGCCACCACGGCUGGCCAUACCCCUCUGCACAUUGCUGCCCGGGAGGGACACGCCCAGACCACACGUAUUCUCUUAGAUGGCAAUGCCCAGCAAACCAAGAUGACUAAGAAAGGGUUUACUCCCCUUCAUGUGGCGUGUAAAUAUGGGAAGGUGGACGUGGCGGAGCUGCUUCUAGAGAGAGGAGCCAAUCCCAACGCAGCAGGCAAGAAUGGACUGACCCCUUUGCAUGUAGCUGUCCAUCACAACAACCUGGAUGUGGUCAGGCUGCUGGUCAGCAAGGGUGGCUCUCCGCACAGCACUGCCCGAAAUGGUUACACUCCUCUGCACAUUGCGGCUAAGCAGAAUCAGCUGGAGGUGGCCAGCAGUCUGCUGCAGUGUGGAGCCAGUACCAACGCUGAGUCCCUGCAGGGGGUCACGCCACUACACCUGGCCGCUCAGGAGGGACGACCCGACAUGGUCGCUCUCCUCAUCUCCAAGCAGGCCAACGUCAACCUGGGAAACAAGAAUGGCCUGACCCCUCUGCACCUGGUGGCACAGGAGGGACACGUGGGCAUCGCAGACAUGCUGGUGAAGCAGGGCGCCUCAGUUUAUGCAGCCUCAAGGAUGGGAUACACACCCUUACAUGUGGCGUGUCACUAUGGCAACAUAAAGAUGGUGAAGUUCCUUUUGCAACAGCAAGCCCACGUAAACAGUAAGACCAGAGUGGGCUACACACCUCUUCAUCAGGCAGCUCAGCAGGGUCAUACGGAUAUUGUCACUCUGCUCCUGAAACACGGUGCCCUCCCCAAUGAGAUCACGACUAACGGAACCUCACCCCUGGGCAUCGCUAAGCGGCUAGGCUAUAUCUCUGUCAUUGAUGUGCUCAAACUGGUGACUGAGGAAUCCGUGUCCAUGAUCACCACAGAGAAGCAUCGUAUGAGUUUCCCAGAGACGGUGGAUGAGAUCCUGGAUGUGUCAGAGGAUGAAGGAGUUACGCAGCUUACAUUAGGUGAUGAGUUGCUGGGGAUGGAUGGUGCUCGCUACCUGAAGCUGGACGACCUGAAGGAUCAGGAUGAUGACUUUCUUUCACCAAAGAAGACUCUGCGAGACUUUGAGAGUGGACUGGGCACAACACCGUACUCACCUGCUAUUCCCAGAAUUCCAUGUGUAUCUCCAGAGACUGUCAUGCUGGACCAGCAUACUCCUGUCCCUCUGCCUAAAGAAUAUGAUGAGGACUCUCUGAUCCCCAGUAGUCCAGCCACAGAAACCUCAGACAACGUUAGCCCAGUGGCCAGCCCCAUCCACACUGGGUUUCUGGUCAGUUUCAUGGUAGACGCGAGGGGUGGGUCCAUGCGUGGCAGCAGACACAAUGGAUUACGAGUGAUCAUUCCCCCACGCACCUGUGCUGCACCCACACGAAUUACCUGCCGUCUGGUCAAACCACAGAAACUAACGACCCCUCCUCCUCUGGUGGAGGGAGAGGGCCUCGCCUCUCGCAUUAUCUCACUGGGGCCCUCCAGCAUGCAGUUCUUGGGGCCAGUGAUCGUGGAGAUUCCUCACUUUGCUUCUUUGGGGAGAGGUGAUCGAGAACUUGUGGUCCUGCGCAGUGAGAAUGGCUCAGUUUGGAAGGAGCAUCGCAACCGCUACGGUGACGAUGUGCUGGAGACCAUUCUCAAUGGCAUGGAUGAAGAUCUGGAAAGUCAGGAAGAGCUGGAGAAGAAAAGAAUCCGUCGGAUCAUCUCAACAGACUUCCCCCUUUACUUUGCGGUGGUGUCACGUGUCCAGCAGGAGAGUGAUUUGAUUGGUCCAGAAGGAGGUCAGCUGAUCAGUAAGCUGGUCCCCCAAGUCCAGGCUAUUUUCCCUGAGACGGCUGUUACCAAGCGAGUGCGGCUAGGCCUGCAGGCUCAGCCAAUCGCCGAUGAGCUGCUGACUCGGCAGUUAGGUAAUCAGGCCACGUUCAGCCCCGUUGUGACGGUGGAGCCACGCAGACGUAAGUUCCACAGGCCCAUUGGCCUGCGCAUCCCUUUGCCCCCAUCUUGGAGGGAGAGUCCACGGGAUGCUGGAGAGGGAGAUACCACCAGCCUGCGGCUCCUCUGCAGUGUUAUUGGAGGCACGGCCCCAGCUCAGUGGGAGGACAUCACUGGCACCACCAAGCUAAUGUAUUCAAACAACUGCGCCAACUUCACCACCAAUGUGUCAGCAAGGUUCUGGCUGGCGGACUGUCCUCGGACAGCAGAGGCUGUGACCUUCGCCAACCUACUGUACCGUGAACUGAUGGCAGUGCCAUACAUGGCCAAGUUUGUGGUGUUUGCCAAGAUGAAUGAAGCACGGGAGGGCCGCCUGCGCUGCUACUGCCUGACUGAUGACAAGAUGGACAAAACCCUGGAGCUGCACGAAAAUUUCACAGAGGUGGCGCGCAGCCGAGACAUUGAGGUAAUGGAGGGGAUGCCAUUGCACUUAGAAUGUUCUGGAAACCUGGUACCAGUAAGGAAGGCCACCCAGCAACCUCGUACUUUCAGUUUUCAGGCCUUCAGAGACAACAGACUACCCGUCUCAGUGAAGGUGAGAGACAGUAAUAAGGAUGCCACUGGGUUCCUGUCUUUCCUCCGCAAGUCCACCAAAUAUGAGGAAACGCAGCAUGUGCUGUGCAACCUCAACAUCACCAUGCCUCCCUGUGUUAAGGUGGCGGGAAGUGAAGACCGUAGGCGGACUCUUACGCCACUGGCCUUGAGGGAGCGAUACAGUGCCCUAAACGAGCCAGGCCUGGUUACUGUGAAUGCCAUUGAGAGGACAGAGCUGAAAAUCACGCUGAUUGCUGAGCAGUUGGGCUUAAGCUGGACUGAGUUGGCCAGAGAGCUGCAGUUUGGUGUUGAUGACAUUAAUAGAAUACGAGUAGAAAAUCCCAACUCCCUCCUUGACCAAAGCUCAGCUCUGCUAAACCUGUGGGCCAGCCGGGAGGGCAAGAUGGCCAAAAUGGAGAACUUGUAUGGAGCAUUGAAGAACAUCGACCGGUCAGACAUUGUGAAGUCUCUAGAGGCUCAGGCUCCACAGGCUGUACCGGAGGCUGGAGAGGAGGGGGCCUGCAGGCUGGCAGAGCGUGACUCCACCAUGCUGUCUCCCAGUGUGAUUAAUGGUUACGGGCUGGUACAGGAGGAGCUGCUCUCACCGGCCUCUAUGCAGUACAGCCUGCCUUCACCGCUGGGCGUGGAGCCCUACUGGCAGGAGGUGUCAAGCUUGGAGUGUGCACCUAUUGCCCCCACUGAGGAGGAGGCCAUGCUGGAGAUGUCGGACGUUCAGGUGUGGCCGGCGGGCGUCAGUCCAUCCCUGGUGACCGUGGAGGACUCGUCUCUGGACGGCAGCAGCCGAGCAGAUGAUUCAGACGCUAACACGCUGAGCCUACCCUGCAGCAGCUUGGGACGUCCCAGCAGUGGUGCAAGUGGAGCCAGCGGAUCCAUCAUGGAGCUGGAGGAGGAGGAGGAAGAGGAAGAGGAGGUGGAUGAGGAGGACAUGCAGCAUGAUCCAGUAGCUGGGGGUGCCAUUCCCAAAGCCAACCCUAACAGGCAGGUUGGAGGUCAGAGGUCAGAAGGCAGGAGAGCAGAGGUGGCGGCGGGCUGCAGUAUGGCAGGGGGAGCUAGAGGAGGUGCAGGUGGAGGAGGGGCAAUUGCAAGCUCAGAGGAAAAGUUUUCUGUUCUUACAGGGCAGCAGAUAUAUGCUCAGCUGUGUGAGAGGACCGGACUGACCAGAGCACUAGAGCACAAUGGAGACAGGCUAGGCAGCGGUGCUUUUCAGCCAUAUGUCCAGGAGAAGGAGGCCUUUUCUGAGUCCCUGCACAGCUGGUCCCAGUCCAAAGGCAGACAGGCUGUGGGGUCGUCUGGACGGGAGCAGAGUCAGCCACGCGUGGCACAAGAAGCCCUGCUGACGCCGGUAUGUGACACGGGCCAUUCGGAGGUCCUGCGUGGGAGGCUCCUGGGCACUCAGCCCUUUGAGAAAGGGCUGGGCUUCUCCCACCAGGAGGGGGAGUUGCGGGUGUGGGACCAGGACAGACAGAAGGCACAGAGAGAUGAGCCAGUAGAGUUCACCAGUGAGCAUCUGAGGGAGGAGCAGUUCACUGAUGAGCACGGCAACGUCAUGACCAAGCUGGGUGUGGAUGUGAAGAGGGGAGCACAGACUGUGAAGCACGCCAGUCUGCGGAGAGUAAAGCACUGAAACUAACACAUACUGUCCUGAAGGGCCGGACAUCCACUGCCAAACCAUCCUUCACCCAGACACACUUGGGAGACAGAACGAGACGAGGAGUGCACGAAAGGCAGGACGAUGGGAGAAAAAGCACUAAAUGAAGGAGAAUGACAACACAUCCCACCCUCUACCACUCCCCCCUAAAAAACCUGACAGAUACGACUGUGGGGCAGCGCUCGAGAAAAGGAGGAGAUCUACCUGUAGUUUUGUAUCAUUUUUAACAAUAAUGAAAAAAAAAACAUACAACUAGCGUAGGGCAUGAUCUUUUUGUACAAAAGAUGAAGAAAAAAAUACCGCAAAAAAAUCAAACAAAAGUGCUUCCUGUCAACUGUAAACGCAUGAUUGAUUGCUGGUGCAUGACCUAUGACCUUUGAGCUGUCAUUAUCUAUAAACUGAAACGGUACAUGGUAAAGGAACAUCAUCGUAGGACCGCACAGAACUUACGGACCUUCAUUCCAAAAAAGGAAGGAGUGGACUGAAAAAGAGGGUCGUCUUGGGACAACACAGCCAAAAAAAGCAACAGUUCUUCUAUUUUUUUUUUUUUCCUCAACAAACACAAAGCAGCGUAGCCUAUGCUGAGCCCAUCACUGCUUCAUCUACAUGGGCCCUUUAUCCUGUUACUAAAUGUGACUAUAUGCACUCUAUGCUAUGUGGAUGUGUGUCCAUGUGUGCGUGUGUGUGUCCGUUAUCUAAAGCAUGUGUAACUCGCUUCUGGCUUGGCACUGAGCGUUCUUCUCCUGCCACGUUGAGAGCUGUUCAGUGUGUGAAUGAGAAUAAGCUCGCUGUGCUCUCUGCUUGUGAGUGUCUGUGUGUGUGUGUUUUUCCAGGCUUUUUUUGAUCCCCUUUGUGAAAUGUGUUUGUGUUCCUUUGAUACGGUCCACCACAUUUUGUUUAUGUACUACCUGGUAAGAAUCAAAAGGGUGCCCCCUAAGAAGAGGGAACAUUCGAUAUAAAAUGUGUGUCGGUCUGUUUGUGCCAACGCAACACCCCAAUGUCCCUCACCACUAUUACAGUGACUGUCUCUCUAUCUCUCUCUCUCUGCGUAUCUCUGUGUCUGUUUUUCUCUUGUAGGUAUCUGUCUUUUCUUUAAGCUCUGUAUCUCUUUGGGUGUGCCUCACAUUUUGUUGCUCCCCCCAUCUUUCUCUCCUCUGUUUUCGUCUCUGUCUUAUUUCUUCUUUUUUUUCUCUCUGUACAUGCAUGUAUGUAUAAUAUAUAUAUAUCUUUACCUGUCUGUCUGUCUUUCCUUUUUGUUCCUGUCUUUCUCUUGCUCUUUCUGUCUCUCUGGUUUAUUUCUGAUCUCUCUCAGAGUCUGCCUCACUUUGCUCUCUCUCCCUCUCUCUUUCUCUCCCGUUAUGCCCCCCCUUCCCCCCCCCCACCAUUGAGCCAUCCAUAUCUGUAGUCUGUGUACACAGCUCCUAUGAACUGACUCCUGUGACUGAUGUAGCACUGCGCGCUGCUCCUCAUGCUUCUCUAUGGGCCUGCCCUGGGGUCCGCACUCAUCCUUCAUUUCCCGGGCAUUAUUGUUUUGACCCUUACUGACUAACGAAAGGUUGUAGCAGAAACGCACAGAGUUCUGGUGCGCACUUUGAGUUACUGCCAAUGUAAUAUGUACAACGCAGGACAACAUUUCAAUUGAAGAGAAAGCGUUUUAAAUCUUUAAAUGUUUUCAAUUUGCAGUAACAUCCAUAUAGAUGUACAGUAAGCAUAGGCAGAUAAAUAUAUACAGACAGCACUGUGAUAGUCCACCUUGAAAUUGACCCCUGAACUGUGAACUCACAACUGUCUGUUGUUUGGCUUUAUAUGUCUCACCCACACAUUUCCAUAGAGAUCUAUUAAUACACAGUAAAACAGACAUUCUUUGUAAUUAUAUCUACCACACAUGAAUCUUUACAUUCAUUUGUUGAUUUAAUGCAUAGUGACUUUUGAGGAGAUCCCAAGCAAACUAUUUACGCUUAAACUACCAAAGCAAUAAUAUCAAACAUGGUAACAGUUGGGUGUAUGUAUGUGCGUGUGGGUGUGUGUGAGCCUGUGUAUGUUCAGUAUUUAUUUUGUACACCCAACAUUUGAGUAGCAUUUCUAAGACUUAUACAGUUCAAGUGAUAUCAGUAGAUGCAUGAAUACAAAAAGUCACUCAGUAUGCAAGCAUGUGACUUUCAUACCGACUCAAGUUCGUUGAACGGACUCCACAUACCGAUGUCUUAAAACUGAAAGCUGGAGGGGGAGCUUUGUUGGCUGCGUAAUCCAUAAGGCUUAGUUUUUAUAUGACUUGAUGGCUGAAACUCAGCAUUUCAGCUCAGUAUUCAAAUGUAGCACAGAUGCUUACAUACACACAUGAGCAUUUAUUUUUUCCUGUUUUGAAGAAAACAGUAAGUGAAUGAACAAGUGAAUGGAUGGAUGAAUGAAUGUCCUUGUCCAUAAAAAAAAAUAAGUGAACUGAUCUACGACUCUAUGGUUAAUGGAAAAAGUGAUUGUAUUUUACUGUUUAAGUAGUCAGAUUAGGUCCUGAUUCUGUGGUGAAUGAGUGAAGCUAUGUUCCCUGUGUGUUUCCUCACUUCCACUGACUGUAAUCUUAGUUUUUUUCUCUACAGUUCACUCAGGUUUGUGUUAACAAAUGUUUUUUUUCUUCCACGUAUCGACACCCAUUCAGAGAUUAAUCCUACAGUAUGACCAUCUACAGGAACAUGAGUAUUGUCAUUUGAGGGGCGUUGGGGUGUAGGCAAGGGGCAGCAGUUACUGCAGAAUUAAAUAUGUCAUGGAUAUCAGUCAGACUUGCUCAGACUCAUCUAAUGUUUGAGCUGGUCCAGUUACAUUAAAGGAACGUCCAUUGACGCAUGCAGGGGGUUUGAGGGCCGAGUUGGGGGGAGGGGGGCGGGGUGGUAGGACACAGUGUCCUUUUUAAAAAAGGGCACGCAAUACGAAAGGACAUUACAAUUCUGAUGUAUUACAAUGAGUUUAUGUAAAAUGUUACUGUUGCAAAAAUCUAGAGUUCACCUAUACUCCUUUAGAAUGGAUAAACGACAAUAUUAACGCAAUAUCAUAUUACUCUGUACUAAGGAAUGCAACUGCACACAUGCACAGAAAAGAUGUUUUUAAUAAAGAAUAUAUGUAUAAAUAUAUGAAAAAAUAUAUAUAUAUUAAUUAGAAUGCUAUGCACCCUUAUUAGAGUUGUUAUGGAUGUACUUUAAGCAUACUAGCUAGAAUCGAGUUAUAUGAACAUGCCCAUAUCAUGGGGAAUGUAGAGGCUUUGUAGCUAUUUGAACUUGUUUUCUUUUCUUUUUUUAUUGUUAUGGAGAGAAGAAAAACAAACAUGAAUAUGUAUACAAGCCUUUUAAUCAGAUUCAUUCUGACAUGAAGAUGUGUAUAGAUCAUUUACCCUGCACACCAGCUCAGACCAUUUACAGAAAUUAAUAAAGAAAGAUGUGACAUA